Molecule: messenger RNA, 705 nt
Organism: Blumeria graminis f. sp. triticale
Lineage: Eukaryota; Fungi; Ascomycota; Leotiomycetes; Helotiales; Erysiphaceae
Source: the annotation of a GenBank genome assembly
AUGCCACACACAGCUGAAGCUGAAAGUGAUGAGAUUGUAGAAUCUAGGCUUGCGGUCUCUGAUCACAAGAUUUCUGGACCAGGUAUGUUACUGGACCCGACGCUGGCCGCUCCUACGCUGACCUCCGCGCUCCUAGAUAACAGCAACAGAGCACAUCUAGAACUCGGAAUCACAUUAGCCCUUUUUCUCUGGCCAUCACUCACUCUCGCUGUUUCGGCUGCAUGGGGUGGCCCCGAUUCCGCAUCAAAGCGUGAAUGGUUCGCUUCAGAGACAAUUGAUCUCGUUGCUGCCAACCCUGACGCUGAUGUUGAAUGGAUUGAAGAAUUUUUGUUAAAUGUUAUGCUAGAUGAAUUUGAAGUGAAUGUCGAUGAUGACAGUGCUCAUGAAGUUGCUCAGACGAUUUUGCGCUUAAUUAAGGAUUGUGGGAACGGAAACUGGGCUGAGGUCUUAACAAUGAAGGCGAGAUGGGAUUCAAGGGAGACAGGUAGAAAUAUCGAACUUUCUAGCUAUGUCAAGGCCGAAGAUGAUGAUGGCGAAAUAAGUGGAAGCGACGAUGAAGAAAUCUCGGAUAGUGCUAUGGAUAUUGAUAAUGGCGUGGCUCCGCAACUCAUGCAUAGGAAGGAGUCUGCCAAGCCAGAGAAUCGCGAGAAUUCACAUAUUGAAUCAAGUCUAUGUUCUUUGUACGGAAUAACGGCAGAAAAUUAA